Molecule: messenger RNA, 1961 nt
Organism: Magnolia sinica
Lineage: Eukaryota; Viridiplantae; Streptophyta; Magnoliopsida; Magnoliales; Magnoliaceae
Product: histone-binding protein MSI1
Exons: 6
Coding region: 217-1491 (424 amino acids)
Biological process (GO): regulation of gene expression
Cellular component (GO): nucleus
Molecular function (GO): histone binding
Source: RefSeq, a predicted model, not a curated record
UUCUCCCAUCCCUUUCCUCCUUCUCCCUCCCCCGCCUCUUUCUCUUUAUUUCCCUCCAAAUUUCAAAAAUCCCCUCCGAAUCUCACCAUUACUUCCCGCCAAAAAAAAAAAAAAUUUAAAAAAAAAUCCCAAACAAACCAAGAAGGCAAAACCCGAACAGGAAGAAGAAAUCAAGAAAGCAAAAGAAAAUAACAGAGGAGAAGAAAUAGAAUUCCAAUGGCGAAAGAUGAUGAGGAGUUCCGGGGCGAGAUCGAGGAGCGGCUGAUCAACGAGGAGUAUAAGAUCUGGAAGAAGAACACGCCGUUUCUCUAUGAUCUUGUCAUUACCCACGCCCUCGAGUGGCCGUCACUGACUGUGCAGUGGCUGCCCGACCGCGAUGAGCCUCCUGGGAAGGACUACUCAGUGCAGAAGAUGAUUUUGGGGACCCACACGUCGGAGAAUGAGCCUAACUACCUGAUGCUGGCCCAGGUGCAGCUGCCGCUGGAGGAUGCGGAGAAUGAUGCCCGGCAGUACGAUGAAGAGAGAGGAGAGAUUGGUGGGUUUGGGUGUGCCAGUGGGAAGGUGCAAAUAAUUCAGCAGAUAAAUCAUGAUGGGGAGGUUAAUCGUGCUCGCUAUAUGCCUCAAAAUCCUUUUAUUAUUGCGACAAAGACAGUGAGCGCUGAGGUUUAUGUUUUUGACUAUAGCAAGCAUCCCUCUAAGCCUCCUCUAGAUGGUGCAUGCAAUCCUGAUUUGAGGUUGAGGGGCCACAAUACUGAAGGAUACGGUUUAUCUUGGAGUCUUUUCAAAAAGGGCCACCUACUGAGUGGCUCUGAUGAUGCUCAGAUAUGCUUGUGGGACAUUAACGCAACUCCUAAGAACAAGGCUCUUGAGGCUCAACAGAUUUUUAAAGCCCAUGAAGGUGUUGUAGAAGACGUUGCAUGGCAUUUGAGGCAUGAAUAUCUAUUUGGUUCUGUUGGUGAUGAUCAUGGAUUGUUUAUAUGGGACCUGCGCACGCCAUCAGCCAACAGACCAGUCCAAACAGUAGUUGCUCAUCAACGUGAGGUUAACUGCUUGGCAUUCAAUCCCUUCAAUGAGUGGGUCGUCGCAACGGGUUCAACUGAUAAAACUGUUAAGCUAUUUGACCUACGCAAGAUCGAUACUGCUCUUCACACCUUUGAUUCCCACAAGGAGGAGGUUUUCCAAGUAGGAUGGAGUCCAAAGAACGAGACAAUAUUAGCAUCUUGCUGUCUUGGUAGGAGAUUGAUGGUGUGGGAUCUUGGCAGGAUCGAGGAGGAACAGACGCCGGAGGAUGCGGAAGAAGGCCCGCCGGAGCUUCUCUUCAUACAUGGGGGCCACACCAGCAAGAUCUCUGAUUUCUCGUGGAAUCCCUGUGAAGAUUGGGUUAUUGCAAGUGUGGCUGAAGACAACAUCCUUCAAAUCUGGCAGAUGGCCGAGAACAUAUACCACGACGAAGAUGAUCUGACCCGUGAUGAGCCCUCAAAGGCCCUGUAAUCUCAGAUUCUCACUGUGAGUUUUUCUUAGGCCGACAUGUACAUCUAAAUGUGCUGCAUAUAUCUGAGCCAUCAAUGAGGUGGGCCCCACUGUAGUUGACCCGGCCGAAAAGUGGGGCACCUCAGUUCAUCGGGCAGACGACACAUACAGAAGUGGUGGGCUGUUUAUGAAAGAGUUUGCCAUGAUCCAUGCCCAUGGUAUAAAUGUGGCCCACUUUAUGAGUUGACCGACCUGAUUUGUGGGGAAGGCCAUCGAUGCAGUGGGGUCCACGUGAUGCAUGGUGUGGAUGGCCGCUGGGGCUUCUGGAGAUGUCUGAUUGUGUGGGAAAAGUGAAAAUGGGGGAAGAUGAAAAUGAGAAAUGGAUUGUCUUCCAUUUUUCUACUGAUCUUUUUGUUGUUGUUGUUGUUGCAAUUAAAGGACUGAUUUUAGUUAUCUUUUUGCUAACUGUUAUGCAUUCUCCUUCUCUUUGA